CCGAUUCACAGUUUAUGCUUCCUUCGAGUUAGAACCGAUGUUGGGAAACGGAGAGGCUCUCUAUGCGUCUGAAAGUCAUGUAGAGGAGUUGUCACGUUCUCUCCGGGAGAAAUGAGGACCGCAGCUCCUGAUCCUUCACUCCUUAUUACCCUAGGACGAUGGUAUUCUAGCCGUCUGGUAGUAGCCCCAAGCAGGGACGAUAGUAAUUUGGACUUCGAAGAAUCCGCGGACCUUAUUUGCCAGACAGAUUUAGGACAAGAAGCUCUCCUCCGCUACCACAAUGAAUACAGGAGAGAAGACCUUGAGAGUGCUGUCCAACAUUUCGAACGUGCUUGGCGCAAUUGUCCUUUAACGCAGCGAUAUAGUGCGGUGGUCCUUGUCAACCUCGCGAAGGCAAAGUUCAUCAGCUAUCAGACAAACCCAACGAGCACAGAUCUCGACGAGUCCAUCCUACUUUAUCGACAGGCCCUCCAUCUGCGCCGUCCUGGUCAUCCAGACAGACCAGCGACAUUACUGCAGCUCGCUCAAACUCUGUUAUUUCGCUACGAGAUGCAGGGAUGCGAUGAAUCCGUUGCAGACGAGAUCAACGAGAUCAUGCUCGAGUCCCAGGAUUUCUCUAAACACAGCCAUGAACGCCGAGCUGCGGAUCUCGUGCUCGAAACGCUUAAGCAAUGCAGAGUUGUAAACUCCGGUAACUUAGCCGAACUCGAUGAGUUGGUCUGGAAAUUGUACCAUAGUGCGAUGGUGCCUCCAGACAACCACUUUGAUAGACUGCAACGAUUGAACAACCUCAGCACUGCGCUGUGGAAAUGCUAUGAGGAACAUGGCAAACUCAGUGAUCUUUACCACUUGUUGGAGAUAAACAGAGCCCUUGAUGGUGUGUUGUGGAGACUAAGUCAGGGUGACGAGCUGCUUUUCUUUUACCCUAGGGUUCAUUUAAUCCCUGAUCCUGACCCCACCAUUUCCAUAUUUAGAAGAUCCCCAUGAUAUAUAUAAGAUCAUCUGUUCACAUAGUCUCCUCUACUAGGCAGACACUUUGUAAGUUAUGUAUCCUGAC
Molecule: messenger RNA, 1057 nt
Organism: Pisolithus orientalis
Lineage: Eukaryota; Fungi; Basidiomycota; Agaricomycetes; Boletales; Pisolithaceae
Exons: 4
Coding region: 112-987 (291 amino acids)
Molecular function (GO): protein binding
Source: RefSeq, a predicted model, not a curated record